Trematosphaeria pertusa is the source of this 1052-nucleotide messenger RNA. RefSeq lists its product as uncharacterized. The record is from RefSeq and is a predicted model, not a curated record. The transcript is spliced from 2 exons. The coding region runs from base 137 to 832 and encodes 231 amino acids. NCBI's taxonomy places the organism in Eukaryota, Fungi, Ascomycota, Dothideomycetes, Pleosporales, Trematosphaeriaceae.
UUCUACAGUUCCACUUCAAAGCCUUCUCUUGUCUUCAUUCCUUUACGAUCUUCGCAUCGCGCUCAGGUCACCAACUGCAAUCGCUCUUUUUGCCUUCACACUAAGCCUUCGCUUCACCAUCCUUUCAACUUCCAAAAUGCUCGUCGCAGCCACUUCCAUCGUCGCUCUCUUCGCCGCGGGCACCUCCGCGCUCGUUCUCCCACGGGACGAAUGCGCCGACGUACGAGAGUACCAGAACCUCGUUCAAAGCGCGCCGUUCUCCCCUGCGGCUGUGAUGGCCACGAGCUUCACCUGUACCUCGACGCCUGAGGACAACUGCGAGCUCAGCAAAGGUGUGGGACAUAGCGUUGGAGUCUCAUGGUCCGUCAGUGGCAGCAUAGACGUCGGCUUCGACCUCGGCAAGGUGUUUUCUCUGGGGGCUAGCGUCGGAUUCGAAUACGGCUGGUCCACCGAAGACGAAAGUUCUCAAGAAGCGACUGUCAUCUGCCCCGCAGGCGGCAUCGAAUGUGGCGCCCAGGUCACGUCCAAGCUGGUGACCAUCACUGGCCAGACACGUAUUCCUCCUGGUGGCCUCGGGUGCGCUGGCGACAACGACUGGCACGACUUUACCAUCACUGCUCCGCAGAAGGAGACGAACAAUCCCGAAGACCAGGCCAUGAGCUUCAGCGCUUGUUUGAUGAGCUGUGGCAGCGCGCAGUACCCAGAGAGCUGCGAUGUUGCGUACGGAGGCACAACCGGCGGCAGUAUCAUUCCGAUCUGCCCUAGCAAGUCUACCGCCCCUUGCCAGGGAUCAUUCGGUGGAACUUGCGGUACAGUCCCAGCGAUGAACUAGAAGAGUAGCCCAGAAUUCGGCUUGGAGCUGGUCUGAUGCCCCUUUCAAAACGUUGGGUCGGAGCGUAGGAGGAUCCCAGGCGGUUUGAGCUUGGUUGCAUUGGGCGGCGUCUUCAUGCGAGGUUUCCACGCAACCGUGUUGUAAGCGGAAUAAGCGAGCGGUUUCUUUGAUCUUUCGCAUGUAACUCUGUACCAUAAGUUAGUAUCUGAAAUAUUCAGUC